Messenger RNA from Nothobranchius furzeri (turquoise killifish), 986 nucleotides. Lineage: Eukaryota; Metazoa; Chordata; Actinopteri; Cyprinodontiformes; Nothobranchiidae. The record is from RefSeq and is a predicted model, not a curated record.
AUGUUUCAUUAUCUCCUCCUCUUUUACCUGCCAGGUAGUAGUCUGUGUCUUGAGGUUCGUCAGUCUCACUCUGAUCUCAUCACCAAACCUGGAAAAAAGGUGGAGAUUUUCUGCUCUCAUGAUAAAACUGACUUCUGGAUAAUGCUCUGGUACCAGAGGUCACCUGGAGACACACCCAUGAACCUGAGGAGACUCAAAAGACAAACCAAAGGUCUAGUUUCCAACAGGAAGCCACUCCCCUCCUCAGCCUUCAUCACAGAGAACCACUACCAGCCGAGACUCAGUUCCUGCAGCAGAUGUUGCUCUAACUUGUCUUUUCUCUUCAUAAUGAUUAGAUUUCUCCUCUGCUGUUUCCUCACAGGAGGAUUUUCAUUAGAGGUUCAGAUCCACCAAACUCCUUCUGCUCUCAUCAGAAAAGUGGGAGAAGACGUGCAGCUGGUGUGCAGUCACGGACACAUCGACUACAGGGUGAUGCUGUGGUACCAGUGGCUGGCUGGAGACCUGGCUCUGAAGCUGAUCGGAUACGGAUACUCAGAAUUUAGAAAUGACAGCGUGGAGGAGACGUUUAGAAAUAGUCGCUUCAGCUUAGCCGGUGAUUUGAGUGGAAACAAAAACAGAAGCGGUUCACUUUUCAUUAAGAAUCUGAGCCCACAGGAACACACAGCAACAUAUUUCUGUGCUGCUAGAAAAGCACAGUACACCAAACACCCACCUGCUCCUCACAAAAACCACCUUCCUGCUGACUGGCUGCUUGGUUGUGUUCUGAGCUCUGAGUUCGACUUAAACACAGCUGACUUUGGAGUGCAGGCACCGCUCACACCCGUUUAUGCAUCAUUCUCUGGAGCAGGAGCCACCAACUCCAGUCCUCGAGGACCGCCAUCCUACACGUCUGAGCCAUUUUCUUCCUCCAACACACCUGAUUUAAAUAAUAAGUGAUUUAGAAACUUCUGCAGAAGUGAUGAGAUGAUUAAACUAUUGAUUCAGGU